Rubroshorea leprosula is the source of this 1102-nucleotide messenger RNA. Lineage: Eukaryota; Viridiplantae; Streptophyta; Magnoliopsida; Malvales; Dipterocarpaceae. The record is from the annotation of a GenBank genome assembly.
ACACUCCGAUCAUCCUGCUAAGCAAGCCACGUGGAUACCUCACGAAGACCUAUAAAUGCCCCUCAGGGGCCAAGUCAAAAAGCCUCUUGGACAAGGUCAACUCCUCAACAAGCCUCCACCUCAGCCCCUACCUCAGAUCCCAAAUACGUUCCCUCCUGUUGAUCAUGUAAAAGGAGGAGAUGAAAACCAACCUCACAACUCAGCUUCCACCGCCAACCAACUCUUAGCUUGGAACAACCCUGGUGAUCCCCUCAUCAAUUUACUCAACCCUGCUCCACAAUCCCUAGCUCCACAGCAAGACCCUCAACUAGUUCAGCAUGCUCCCGCUCUCAGUGAGUCUCAGGGCCAGUCUCACAUAGCCCUAGCUCAGCAACCUCUUCCUGAUGAUGUCACUCGAUGCCUGGACAGUUUAGAAAAACUGGUAGCUGAACAGCGAGGUGCCCCACCUCCACACCACAAUACUGACUCCAUACCCCAUCCUCUUAACACCAACAUCACAUUGGAAUCUUAUCCUGCUGAAAUGGCAUCUUCUUUUGCCAUAAAGUUUUCCAAUAGAAGGUUGAUCAGGAAAACUACUUCUGAACUUAUGCGAGUUAAACAAAGGGAUGGAGAAUCUUUGAAGAAUUACAUGAGCAAAUUCAAUGAUGCAACGUUGGAAGUUAGCUCCUUUGACAAGGCUGUGGGAAUUGCAACUGUGAUCUCAAGUCUUGACCAUGAGAGAUUCAGAGAUAGUUUGAUCAAGUAUCCUGCUACAACCAUUAACGAGAUCAAGAAUAAGAUGGAUUUGAGGCGACCUGGACCAAUGAGAAGCUCUGCUGCUACACGUGACCAUACCAGGUACUGUAAUUUUCAUCAAGAUCAUGGUCCUACAAAAGAGCAGUGCAAUAGUCUGAGGAAACAAACAAGGCGUGGGAUAUCAGCAAGCCCCACUUCCGCUUCUACCACCAGCCAGAAUUAUACAUAUGAUUAUGGGAGGCUUGGAAGCAUGGGGACUGAGCUCUAAACAGCGAAAGUUGUAUGUCAGAGAGGUCAAACAUCAAAACCGAGCUCAGAAACGGAAGUUUGACGAUGCUGACUAAAAGAAUCAACCCAUUACUUUCAC